CUGACGGUCGCCUUGGUUACAACCCGGAAGUAGCGUCAGCAUGAAAACAUCUCCGGACUGAAGCUAGAAGUGUUUUUAUUCUUCGUCACAGAAGAAGAGGCAGAAGAAAGAUGAGCGGGAGCAGUGAUGAGAUCAAACCAGUCAGCUGCACCAUCAAACCCCCCGUUUACCUGCACAUCGGAGACACAAAGACAGACCCCGCCCACUCCGGCGUCUGUGUGGUCGACGUCACCCUACCCUUUGGAAAGCCCGUCAACGUGGAGGAGAUCACCUUUAAGAACUACUACACCGCCUACCUGACUGUGCGUCUGCUGAGGAGGGGCCCCGGGCAGGAGGCCCCCGCUAAGUGGUUCACGGCCCUCAGAGACCUGCCCCUCAUGGACAACCCCCAUACGGAGAGGGGGUCCCAGGACUACUACUCUGUCCACAGGACGCAGAUGCAGGUGGAUCCGGAUCAGGUGCUGUCAGUGAGACUGAUCCUCAGACAGCCGUCGUCGGCCUGGCUCGCCUUCAGUCUGGAGGAGAUCAGGAUCUUUCCUCACACGGAGCCGGACCCAGAGAAGGAGGUCUCUGAUUGGCUGUCGGACCUGACCCUGGGUGACCAACAUCCUGAUCUGGAGCAGGGCCUCCCCGACCCUCACACCGUGUCCUCCAGUCUGCAGCAGAUGUGGGCUCUGACCGAAGUGAUGCAGAGCAACCAGACCACAGCCUCCAUCGGACGCUUUGACGUGGACGGAUGUUAUGACAUCGACCUGCUCUCACUGACGUAGAUGGCGUUUGAUUCCUGACGGCGAGAUGAUCCUUUAAAGCUUCUUCAUUAAAGAUUAAUAAAAUCUAUCGUCUGCUCUGUGACCACGCAGAAGUCUCCGAGCCAAUCAGACGUGAGCCACAUGUUCAUGUGAUGUUCAGAACAUCUCUUAUUUAUUUGUUUAGAGUUAACCGUCCAUCAGGAGUCUGAGAGGUUAUUAUGAUGUUACAAUCUCCUCCACAUAUUAUUAUAUAAAACACUGUAAAUAAAUAUAUAUGUGUACUGUAAACAGUCUGAGUGUACGGUGGCCCUGAAGGUCUGCUGAUAAAGUAUUUAAAGAAACAUAAAAAAUGUCUUUUAUUCAUUGUGAAACUUUCUGUUACGUUCCCUUUUCUUUGCUUUUUAUUUCAUAUUUCAGUUUGAGGGAAUAUUUGUGUUUACAGUAAAAUAUUUGUUUAUAUUUUUGCAUCUUUUUAAAAAUGUUUUUAUAAGUGAAAUGAGUUUUGCAGUUGACCUUCUGGGCCACCGUAGCGUCAGUAUUUAUGAUUGAGAGUUGUUGUUGAUCAGUCUGUCACAUUAAAUCUGUUUGAAUCAAA
Molecule: messenger RNA, 1344 nt
Organism: Labrus mixtus (cuckoo wrasse)
Lineage: Eukaryota; Metazoa; Chordata; Actinopteri; Labriformes; Labridae
Gene: nicn1
Product: nicolin 1
Exons: 7
Coding region: 111-770 (219 amino acids)
Cellular component (GO): nucleoplasm
Source: RefSeq, a predicted model, not a curated record